AUGCUGCCAGACGAGGCUCGGGCUAUCCUCGCCGCCGAGCCUCCUGUACCCGUUCAACCAAGACACUUACCUUCAUCGGAUCCGAGGCUGGCCACAGAGAUUCUUCCCUCGCCGCCUCCACUGUCGAGCUUGUUCCCGCCGUCCAAUUCGCAUCACAGGAAACCCGCGAGCGUGCUAAGCUAUCUUCCCAUGCUGGAUCCAGGCUCUACCUAUGUAAACUCUAUAAGCCUGACCCUCAGUGAUGGCGGCACGAUCCACCCUGCCGGCGAGCUGGACGAACAUCGUAAGAAGAAGCGAUCCAGACACGAGAAACCUCCUCUGGCUGCAAGGCCUCCAACGCGAAGCUCUGGACGAACAACUACGCCCAACAAUGCCACACUCCCUCCGUCCAUCUCGCAGGAAGCGUCCAAAGAGAAUGGUCCUGCCACAACGGCUUCAACUCGCGCCAGUCGACAGGUUUCGCCCUUGGGCGGGCAAGCGCCCACCAUGUCCGGUCCAGAUGCCUCUACAAUCCGUAGGAGUGGCAGAAAGGUCAAGCUCACACUCUCCGAGUCGAUAUCUGGGCCGCAAGACGUUGGGACGGCGCCUGUAUUACCGUCUAUCGCACCCUCCACAACACCAGAAGGUCAGGCGGCUCUACCCGUCAGCGAAGAGCGUUCUUCAAGUGUCUUCAAUCAGAACAAGGAACUCUAUGGCACGGAUGGUGUCUCGGCCGUGCGCUACAAGGGCAAAAACAAGACCAGCGAAGACGGCGGUAUGGCCGGCGAGGAGGUGUCGAAUAUCAACAGCGCAUUCUUGUCAUUCUUGCUGGACAUGGGACUGAAUUUUCUUCACUUUUCCAAGGACACGGGGCGCAUGCCUUCGCCCAGUCCUCAGUUUGGCACCGAACUGUUUGGUCCAUUGCUCGCUCGGCUCAAGACGAAAAAUCCAUCCGAAUUCCAGUUGCCAGAGGAGAUUCGCCACUAUUAUAAGAAUGUCGUCACGGGACCACGUGGUGGGUACAUUGACGGGCGCAAGUGGAAGCUGGCAAAGGGAAACAAGCAACUCUUGUUCGAGGACCGCGAUCUGUACAAGACGCGAGACCGCAACAAUCGACCCGUCCUCUGUUUCAGAUGUGGAGGCUCCGCCGUCCGAAGCGCCAUCAGUGGGGAUGUGCAGAUGCAAAGCCUUGCACCCCCGUCGCCGACCAGCUUGAAGCAAGAAAUGAUGGAGGAAUCUCUGGCGACAGCUCUUGCCCAACCCGCCGACAACCCUUUGGACAGCUUAUCGGCUGCCGCAUUGGCAAUUCUACAAGAGCCGGUAACCCCAGUCGUCGAGCAGAGCGAACACAGUCUUAGUCAAGCAUCCAUUGCUCCUACUAAUAUGGAAGAAUCGGGCACGCAACCGACCAAAGCGAAAGCGACGGGCAAGCGAAAACGAGAGGUCUCGCCACCAUCGGGUAUGGGCCUAGUUUCCGACAAUAACUCGCAAAAUGGGCCUCGAACGCGAAGAAGGACCGAGAAUCAUGGACUGAGCGUACGGCCUCCAGUUUACGACUUGACUGAUGGCGGUCGACCGAUUCUCUCAUGCGACUAUUGCCCGCUGCAUUGGCACAUGGAUUGCUUGGAUCCUCCUAUGACUGCCGUACCUGCCCGAGAACGCAAAUGGAUGUGUCCCAAUCACAUUGAACACAUUUUUGCAAUCAAACCAAGAAUACCAAAACACCCACCUACCGAACCAGUCGACGUUUCCGAGGCCGGAUAUCGCAACUCUGGAUUGAUCAACAUUAUUUCUGACGACGCCCCGCCACCUCCGCCCCCACCUCGCAAGCGAAAGCAUACUGUCAAAAUGGGCAAGAUUGAAGACAUGUGGGUUGGUGCUAAGCGCUAUCGCGUUCCCGAGGCCGUGGUAACUCUCAACUUUUGGCGCAAAAGAACCCAUAUUCCCCCUUAUAGACUGCGACGGUCUGGUACUCGCUCUUCCAUGGAUGUCGACGGGUCAGAUGAGAGUAGUUCCUCAUCCUUGACGGAAUUGAGCUCGUCUGAUGGCGAGGGCAAAAAAUCUGGGCAAUCAGAUAAGGAAAAGAUGCCCAGGGAGACUCGUCCACGCGCGUCUCGAGGUAGAGGAAUGGGACGCGGUGGGGGCCGAGGUAGAGGACGAGGUCGUGCUUCAUCUCCACGAGUUCCUUCGCGCCAACUCCCAAAACGGGGAGUCAAAAAGGAAGAGCCGACAGAGGAGGUCCAGCGUUCAUCGCCUUCGACAGCAGAAGGCGACGCUGUUCUCGAUGUAAGGGCCAUUUCCCCACAAGCUUUGCAAGAGUUUGAUCCUCACCAGGCUCCGUCGCCCUCCAAGCCCGCAACUGUCAAUUCCAAGGGUGGCCUCACGCUCCGAAUACCCAAGCCCGCCGACUCUCCCCUACGACAAGGACGAGCACAAAGACACCCUUCCGAUGGUCCUACGGCAAGCCAACAGCAACUCAAUGGGAUAUCCAUGAAUGGCGAUAUUUUCAUAUCUCCUGAGCCGUCCGUAGCUCCUUCGAGCAAGCCAGCGUCUAUGAGAGGGAGACGAUCGCUCGGUCCAGGCACUUCUACACGUACUGGGCUUCGCUCGUCUCGUGGUCCUCUCCCGAUGGCCGGAGGUCCCUUCAUGGCCAACGAUACAGACGAUUCAUCCAACCUUCACGCGGCAGCAGAAUCUCCAGCAGCGUCGAGGAGUCAGUCGCCUGCUUUCCCUAUUCACCCCUCACUGAAUGGAGGAGACAAGGAGAUGAUUACCGAGCCCGAGUACUAA
Messenger RNA from Serendipita indica DSM 11827, 2769 nucleotides. The record is from the annotation of a GenBank genome assembly. Lineage: Eukaryota; Fungi; Basidiomycota; Agaricomycetes; Sebacinales; Serendipitaceae.